CUGGACAGGUCACCGUGUGGAGCGCUGGACAGGUCGAUUUUGUUCGUGGAGCGAUUUGCAAGGUCUGCCGCGGCUUGCUUCGUGUUGUCAGGCGGCCCUGGGCAGAGAGCGGACUCGGUGCGCACAGCGGCACCGCGGGUGAUGCUGGGAAAUGAGCCUCGGACACGGUUGUGAUACACUCGGAAGACUGCAAUGACAAGUCUGGAAAGCAGCCAUGCCGAGAAGACGCGCCAACCCGCCAAGCAGCCGGCACCCAAGGUGCAAGUCCAGAGAUCCGUCUCUCGAGAGACCAUCACCAUUCGCUUCUCGGCUUUUGGGAAGGAAGAGGAGGAGGAAGAGGAAUUUGGAGCGCCGCUCGAUGAGGAACAAGAUGACCAAGGCAUUGUCACAGCUGUAGAGGCCAAGGAAGACCUUUGCUUUGAGGCCGGUGCACCCCAAUCUCUUAGUCCCGCCGCUGUGAUUGAGGAGUUCUCGACGACUCCAACUGCAAACCCUGCCCAGGCUAUUGAAGCUGACCCUGCGCCCGACACCUUCGUCUCUGUGCCGCUGCGGCCGUGUCCCGAAGCAAACGCUGCCCUCGCUUCUCCUGCUGACCCAAAACUACAUUCCUCCCCAUCGAAAGCUCUGGUCUUAUCCACCAACGCAUCCACACCCUCGGUUUCUAGCACAAAACCCUUUCUGAGCCUAGUAAAGUCUCUCUCUAGCGAGGUAGAACCAAAAGAAUUAGUCCCACCUGCCAGGCACCGCCACUUAAUGAAGUCACUAGUGAAAUCCUUGUCCACGGACACGUGGAAGCAGGAGUCCGAGCCGCACAAGCCACCUGACUCCAAACUAAACUUGCACUUGUUUAAGCAGUUUACUCAGCCCCGAGUUACCAGCGGAGACUCCAAAACUGCACCUUCCUCGCCAAUCACGUCGCCCUCCGAUGGACGCUCCUUUUUUAAGGUCUCUGAAGUCGAGGCAAAGAUUGAAGACACUAAAAGACGGUUUUCAGAAGUUAUUUAUGAACCUUUUCAGCUUCUUAGUAAGAUUAUGGGAGACGAUUCAUCGAGCUACCGACCAAAAGCCUUAUCCUCGAGUGCCUCUGAGCUCUCCAACCUUUCCAGCCUAAAUGGUCACCUGGAAAGCAAUAACAACUACUGCAUCAAAGAGGAGGACGGGGACUCGGAAGCCGAGCAGCCCGCCGGCGAGCUCGUGUCAAUGAAGGAUGAGAACCUCAAAACACCCGGUGAACUCGUGAAGGAUUUAGAUUGUAAAACCGCCGCGCAUGCGAGAAAUCCCACGUGGGAACUGGAGAAAUGUUCCUUGUCUGCGUUGGCCAGCAGGGAAGACGAAGAGUUCACAGAACUGUAUUCCGAAGACUUUGAGUUCGAUGACGCAACGGAAGGAGAUUGGGUUCUGGAUGCACCGGAGGAACUGGACGCAACUGAGGUGCUUUCUAAAGAUGAAGUCGAUUUGGGUGGUUCUGAAGUUCCCCUGAAAACGCUUUACGUCCUGGUCCUGGUGGUGUACGGUUACCUGCUGCUUCCCCUGCCGAGUUACGUUAAUGGGCUGUGCCUGGGGAUUGCCUUCGGGUUUAUGGCCGCGAUUGCCGUCGUCUGGCUCUUUGCGUCUCCACCGUCCGGCCGACGCAAACUACGCCCUCCAGCCCCACGCGUGGAACCCCUGCUGGUCGAGGAGCCGGAGAUACUGAAGGGAUGGAUGAAUGAAAUCCAGAAUUAUGACCCCGAGACUUACCACGCCACCUUGACGCAGUCUGUCUUUGUUCGCUUGGAAGGAUCCACCCUGAGACUCUCUAAACCCAACAAAAACGUCUCCCGGAGGACCAUUUACAAUGAGCCCAAACCUGAUGUUGUCUACGUCAGUCAGAAGAUCUUUGAUCUCGCUGACAGUAAAGUUUAUCUGGUUCCCAAAAGCCUGGCUCGCAAGCGAGUCUGGAACAAGAAGUACCCGAUUUGCCUGGAACUGGCCAGACAGGAUGACUUCAUGUCAAAGGUGGAGAAAGAGACUGCAGAAGACAAGGUGCCCUCUGAUCAUAGCGAGCAGGAUGGGAGCAGAGCCACCGGCCACGGCGACCAAGUGCUUUAUCUCUUCGGAAGGACUGGCAGGGAGAAGGAGGAAUGGUUCCGACAGUUCCUCCUGGCCUCCAAAAUGAAGCCUGACCUGAAGAAGCCGAGCACGGCCAUGAAAUCAGGGCUCCUGUUAACACACAGCAGGCAGGGCAGCCAGUCGGGGGUCCUGACCCAUAGCCGGAGCAGCAGUAAGAGCAGCCUGGACGAAGUGAUGGCUCAGGCCAAACCCAAGGAGCCCACCGGGAACCUACGCCAAAAGAUCCUUCUGGACUAUACCGUUUAUAUGGCAAGGUGUGUUCCGCAGGACGAUAAGAGUCCAUCGGAGAGCCCCGUCCACAGCGCCAGCAGCAGCCCGACGGCUACCAAGAAGAUCCGCGGAGGACAUUCGUCAGAGGAAGGUGAACAGCAGGUCUGGGUCAACGCUCUGCUGGGGAGAAUAUUUUGGGAUUUUUUGGGAGAAAAGUAUUGGUCCGAUCUGGUGUCUAAAAAAAUCCAAAUGAAGCUCAGUAAAAUAAAGCUGCCGUACUUUAUGAACGAGCUGACCCUGACCGAGCUCGACAUGGGGGUUUCUGUGCCGAAAAUCCUUCGAGCCUUUAAGCCGACCAUUGAUCACAGAGGUCUAUGGACGGACCUGGAAAUAUCCUACAACGGAUCGUUCCUGAUGACUCUGGAGACCAAGAUGAACCUGACCAAGCUGGGUAAAGAGUCGUUAGGAGAAUCGGCAAAAGUCGGGGAAAUUGGCAAGGAAGGUGCCAGGCCGCGGGCGUAUUACCUGGCGGACAGCGACGAGGAGUCGUCCAGCGCAGGCUCGUCGGAUGAGGAAGACGCGCCGGAAUUAACUGGAGACAAGCAGCUGACGGCAGGCGCUGAGGGGUACACGGCAACGCACCGCGCCAGCAAGAUCAUGAGGUUUGUGGAUAAAAUCACCAAAUCCAAGUAUUUCCAGAAAGCCACGGAAACGGAGUUCAUAAAGAAGAAGAUUGAGGAGGUCUCAAACACUCCCCUGCUGCUCACCGUGGAGGUCCAGGAGUGCCGGGGGCUGUUAGCCAUUAACAUUCCGCCCCCACCUACGGACAGGAUCUGGUAUGGAUUCCGGACGCCGCCGCAUCUAGAGCUGAAAGCGCGGCCGAAGCUCGGCGAGCGGGAAGUGACGCUGGCGCAUGUCACAGAGUGGAUCGAGAAGAAGCUGGAGCAGGAGUUUCAGAAAAUAUUCGUCAUGCCAAACAUGGACGAUCUAUACGUCUCCGUAAUGCACUCAGCGAUGGACCCCCGCUCUACGAGAGAAGCGGAGGGGGACUCGGCAGAUGCGUGCUGACCGCCAGGCCGUUUGCAGUAUUACUCGCGCAGCGGCAUCCUC
Spea bombifrons (plains spadefoot toad) is the source of this 3429-nucleotide messenger RNA. It is a transcript of the gene TEX2, whose product is annotated as testis expressed 2. Gene Ontology annotation, molecular function: lipid binding. The record is from RefSeq and is a predicted model, not a curated record. The transcript is spliced from 12 exons. Gene Ontology annotation, cellular component: endoplasmic reticulum. Lineage: Eukaryota; Metazoa; Chordata; Amphibia; Anura; Pelobatidae. Bases 193 to 3387 code for a protein of 1064 amino acids.